AUGAACCCACUGGGGACGAUGUUCUGGAAAAAAUCAAUCCAAGAGGAACCUAAGAGCACAAUGAGCAAAUAUCAUGAGGAGGUCGAUUCAGCAGCGGCUCCGGUAUGCAUCUUCUCUUCCCCUUUGCCUUCAAUUACAGCAAGUUUGUUUCAGCAUCAAACAGCCUCCCUCAUCAAGCCGGACAAGAUAUCUCCGCCGCGGUUCUUCAUGGACGAGGAAAUGAUGGGGCCACCUCCGCAAAUUCCAUCCCAACCCAAGCGCUAUAGAGAUCAGCGACCACCAAACCCUCCCCUAGACUUUACACGUAUUCAGGCAUCGGCCAUUCAGCAUACAAGCAGGCGCGGAAAGCCACCUCCCCCGCCACCUCCUCGAGGUCUUCCUAAGGCGAAUCUGGCGAUGCUCGCUGCCCAGCAUGCAAUUCCAACCCCUCCUCCCAGACCGCCCUUGGCGGUUGGUGAACCUAGGUUUAUCAAACCCCCUCCUCCACCAGUAGCUUCUACGGUAAAACCUGAGCCUCAGUCGUCUACCACAAUUGUUGGUCGAAUGCCGGCUCAGCAACCAGGACCCUACAUGAAAUUGAGUGAAUCAGCCAGCCUCAUAGCGCGGCGCAUCCCUUCCGUAAACCCUCCUCUAGAAAGCCCGAGCCCGAGCCCGAGCUCGAGUCUUGGCCUACCAUCAAGAAAUAGACCUGUAUCCGACCUAGUUCGUGACUCGAAGCUCAUCGCUUUUCAGACCGAUGAUACCUCAAUAGUCCGCCAUAUCGUCUAUACUUCAAAUCCCCAUAUGCGUCAAAGACGAAUGAAGACGGAGGAAGCGUGGAAAAGGCGUGAAAAGCUUGGUACUGGUGCCUUUGGACAGGUCUAUCUAGAGGAACUUCUAAGUGGAAGUGAGGCUGGAAAGCUCCGCGCUGUUAAGGAAAUUGCAAAGACGCCGCCCCAGGACCCAAGGAAGGAAAUUGACUAUACUCGGGAGCUAGAGGCAAUCGCCAAAUUCUCCCAUCCCAAGUAUGUUCAUUGUUUUGUGAAAUCAUACGGUUGGUACGAGAGUGAUUUGACGAUAUUUAUUACUAUGGAAUAUGCCAGCAAGGGCAAUCUUCAGGGUUAUCUAAGGAAGCCGUUUCCUGAAGAAGAAGUUAAGCAGAUCACAUAUCAAAUUGCUGAGGGCAUCUCCUAUAUGCAUGAGAACAGCUUCGCCCAUAGGGAUCUGAAGCCUGCGGCAAGUCGGCUAUAUCUAAGCUUCAAAGAGGAGGUCACUGCUUUCCACACACUAGUCGGAACGAGAGGAUACCUAGCGCCCGAGAUUCUUGGCUUCUUCUCCCCCGAAGACACCAAUGCCCACCAGUAUGGCCAAGGAAAUAACAUGUACACUGUUUCUGUGGACCUGUGGGCUCUUGGAGCCAUCACGUUCCGGCUCCUGACGAACCAUGAUAUCUUCGUCAAUCCUCCAGAUGUAGGACGAUACGUGAUAUUGAAACAACCAUUUCCGACUUCUCCUCUUCUAGAGAAGAGAAUAAGCGAUACUUGCGUAAACUUCAUUGAAAAGAUUAUGGCUAGAUCUCCAGCAGACCGACUUUCAGCGCAUCAAGCUCUUAACCACGCAUGGUUAUCCGAGCUACAUGACCCAGCACAGCAAUUGGAUGGCAUGUCGACUAUGACUAUUUCGAGUAACAACAGGCCCACGGAGAAUAUGGAACCAGAUUAUUCUGAUUCAACAGCAAGCGCACAGUGGCCAACAUGGGCUCAAUAG
Clonostachys byssicola is the source of this 1746-nucleotide messenger RNA. The record is from the annotation of a GenBank genome assembly. Lineage: Eukaryota; Fungi; Ascomycota; Sordariomycetes; Hypocreales; Bionectriaceae.